GCCGCAAAUGUUAGAAAAACGCAAUAUCUCACUCUCAUUCGCCAGUACUGUAAAUGUUGAGUCUUCGUCUGCGCGCCAUGGCUGGCGCAACUCUUUCUACCCCUUCUUCCCUAAGCUUUAAAAACCCUAGUUUCUCAACCAAAAGAUUCCCGAAUCCAUCUCCACUCAAUGGAGUUUUCUUCAGAAACCAAAAUAAAACCCAAGAUUGUUUCCGCGAAUCAUCUAUUCGGUGUUUCGUUUCUGCUUCCGCUGUGGGUAGAAUCAAAGUUCAGAAUCCUAUCGUUGAAAUGGACGGUGAUGAAAUGACUAGAGUAAUUUGGAAGAUGAUUAAAGAUAAGCUUAUACUUCCUUACUUGGAUUUGGAUAUUAAGUACUAUGAUCUAGGUAUACUGAAUCGUGAUGCUACUGAUGAUAAUGUUACAGUUGAAAGUGCCGAAGCUACUCUCAAGUACAAUGUAGCUGUCAAAUGUGCAACGAUUACUCCCGAUGAAGCUAGAGUCAAAGAGUUUGGCCUGAAAGCUAUGUGGAGAAGCCCCAAUGGGACGAUACGGAACAUUUUGAAUGGAACUGUUUUUCGUGAACCCAUCAUGUGCCAGAAUAUCCCUAGGAUUGUCACUGGUUGGAAAAAAGCCAUUUGCAUUGGUAGGCAUGCCUUUGGAGACCAGUAUCGCGCGGCUGAUUUGGUGGUUAAAGGACCAGGAAAGCUUAAAAUGGUCUUCUCCCCAGAAGAUGGAAGCACUCUGCAAGAGCUUAAUGUUUAUGAUUUCAAGGGCCCUGGAAUUGCUCUGGCAAUGUACAACGUUGACGAGUCAAUUCGAGCUUUUGCUGAGUCGGCAAUGGCAAUGGCGCUUACAAAGAAAUGGCCUCUCUACUUGAGCACCAAAAACACUAUCCUAAAGAGAUACGAUGGAAGGUUUAAGGAUAUCUUCCAGGAGGUAUAUGAAACUAACUGGAAGGAAAAGUUUGAAGAGAAUUCCAUAUGGUAUGAGCAUCGUCUAAUUGAUGACAUGGUGGCAUAUGCACUAAAAAGCGAAGGUGGAUAUGUGUGGGCAUGCAAAAAUUAUGAUGGAGAUGUCCAGAGUGAUUUCCUCGCUCAAGGAUUUGGUUCUCUUGGCUUGAUGAGUUCUGUAUUGUUAUCCUCGGAUGGAAAGACAUUAGAAGCUGAGGCUGCUCAUGGGACUGUGACUCGGCAUUUUCGGUUACACCAGAAGGGACAAGAAACUAGUACAAACAGCAUUGCAUCCAUAUUUGCAUGGACAAGGGGUCUUGAACAUAGGGCCAAACUAGAUCAUCAUGAGAAGUUAUUGGAUUUUGUCUCGAAGUUAGAGGCAGCAUGCAUCGAAACAGUUGAAACAGGGAAAAUGACGAAGGAUCUUGCCCUUCUGUCUCAUGGACCCAAGGUAUCAAGAGACCUAUAUUUGAACACCGAAGAAUUCAUUGAUGCCGUUGCAGAGAAUCUUGACGUGAAGCUUAGGGCCCCAGUACUUUUGUGAGUACAUUUAAAGUAUCUGUAGUUGGUAAGGUUAAAUAAAAUUACUAUUGGCAGGGUGAAUUAUGUAACCGAGUGUUUAUCAGCAGGUGGUUUAGUAUUUUCUUCAGAGCAAUUAUUAGCCUGAAAUUUGUACAAUGUAGUACCAAUUUUGUCAAACAGAACAGAAACAACGGCAGAAUGAAAAAACAAUCAUCCGCGUAUGCCGGUUUUAAUAGGAUUGUGCUACUUACCUGUCAUGUUGAUAGUUUAUAAAAUUUGCAAGUUAUAAGAACACGAACAGAUGCGGCAGUUGCCGUAUUUGAUUGAUA
This is a messenger RNA of Papaver somniferum (opium poppy), 1800 nucleotides long. Its product is annotated as isocitrate dehydrogenase [NADP]-like. NCBI's taxonomy places the organism in Eukaryota, Viridiplantae, Streptophyta, Magnoliopsida, Ranunculales, Papaveraceae. The record is from RefSeq and is a predicted model, not a curated record. The transcript has 15 exons. Gene Ontology annotation, cellular component: mitochondrion. The coding region runs from base 54 to 1493 and encodes 479 amino acids. Gene Ontology annotation, biological process: isocitrate metabolic process. Gene Ontology annotation, molecular function: magnesium ion binding; NAD binding; isocitrate dehydrogenase (NADP+) activity.